ACUGGAAUUAGGUUUCCUUGGAACUGUAGUGCGAAGCGGAAGGUGGGGCGGCUGUUUUCUAUCUGCUCUAUUUCUGAGUUGUUCAGUUUUCAGCUUCUACCCCAACUCCGCCUCCUGGGGAGCAGAGGCGGAGCACCGCUGCGUCGUUUGGGGGGCCACAGCCACGUGCUCACUCGGGUUGUGUUGCGGCUGGGUACUCCGCCUUACGAGUUCCACGCCCACGGUGGAUUUCGUGCCUAGGGAAACAGACGAAGUGGGAGGGUGAUUCUUGCGGAGCGCAGAGAUGGCAGCCUGGACUGCACUUGUGUCUGCAGACAUCCGCCGCCCGUGGAGUGGGCAUCUUUGCUCUAAGGCAACGCAACCAGCGUGUCCCGCCUUCUUACCGCUUCCAUACGGAGGGGAAUGGAGAGGGCUGGAGGCCCAAACGGUCUCGUUUCACCGCAGUAGCCCAUUUAUUUGUUUAGCAAAUAUUGGACGAAUCACUCUUGUCUAGGUUUCCCCACCUGAAGAAAUCAGAUAUAACUACCCUCCGCGGAGUGGAGGUGAGAGAUCAAUAACAUAUUUAUGAAAGGAAAGACUUUAGCGCGUGGCACAUAGUAAGUGCUUAAUAAAUGUUGCUAGCAUCGUUAUUAACAACAAAAAAACGUUAAUUAAGAGACUGGUAGAUGCUAGGCACUGUUCCCACGGGGGAUGUACCGGCUGGAACCCGGGUCUUCCCAGGUGCGAAAGGAAACUUACAAGCUAAGGCCAGCUCGCUGGGCUCUACAGACGCAACCCGUGGGUCGGCCCUGAGCCCCACCUACGGCCCCCCUACACUGGGCCUGCGCAAGGAUGCACUGGGGCCACUGAGAAAGGAUACCGCCGGGAGAGGUCAGCUUGGACUGGGGAACGCUCACCCUCUACAAGUUCGGGUCCCUUUUCAUCUCAGGGUAAAUCCCACCCUGUCCCUUUAAGGAGUCUCUAGCCCCGCUGCGCUGCGGAAAGCCCGGAUGCGGCUCUCUGAUUGGGCGGGGCGUCUCCGUGACAUCACACUGGGUACAAAAGGGCCCGGGUGGCGGGCGGCCGGGCAGAGCGUCCUACUAGUCUCUCAGUGUGGGUAUCUCCGCAGAGAGAGGCGUGAACGAACGCAUAGUCUGGAGUGCACCUGCCACCUCCCCUGCCCAGCCCAGAGUCCCCGCCAAACCUCGGUCCCGCCGUCGAGUCGUCAUGGAAGUGCAGAAAGAGGCGCAACGCAUUAUGACCCUGUCCGUUUGGAAGAUGUACCAUUCGCGCAUGCAGCGCGGUGGCCUACGGUUGCACCGGAGUCUGCAGCUGUCGCUGGUCAUGCGUAGCGCCCGGGAGCUCUACCUUUCGGCAAAGGUGGAAGCCCACGAGCCUGAGGUGCCCUUGCCACCCGCCCGCUCCCCUGAUCCUCGCCUACACCCACCGCGAGAAGCGGAAGCCGCAGCCAAUGCAGCGCUCCCCGACGGUGAGCCUCCCUCUCCGGAACCCAUGGACACGCAGGAGGCGCCGAGAAUCGAGGAGACCCCUGCCCCCUGUGCCCCGCGCCCUGCCAAAGUCAGCCGCAAGCGGCGAAGCAGCAGCCUGAGCGACGGUGGGGACGCCGCACUGGUCCCGAGUAAGAAAGCCCGUCUAGAAGAAGAGGAGGAAGGGGCCCCUUCGGAGGUCCUCAAUCGCCUGCAGCCCCCUCCGGCGCAAACGGAGGGCGCCUUCCCCAAUUUGGCGCGUGUCCUGCAGAGGCGCUUCUCCGGCCUCCUGAACUGCAGCCCCGCCGCCCCGCCGACGGCGCCGCCGGCGUGCGAGGCGAAGCCGGCUUGCCGCCCGGCUGAUAACAUGCUGAACGUGCUGGUGCGGGCCGUGGUGGCCUUCUGAGGGCCCUCGAGCGGCGCUACCGGAGCCCAGAGCGCGGGCCGAACCGUCGGCCAGAGUGCGCAGACCCGAGGCGAGGCCCACCCCUACGGGAGCACCCUCGGAAACCGUGGAAAGGAGCCACCUCCCGGGCUGCCGAGAGGCCCUGAGAGGGACUCUGCCCCCGGGGAGCCGUCGCCACCUGUGUGCAGUCGCGGCACCGAGGAGCCUGAGCCGGGGGGCGCGGGCGCCUUGCCGCAGACCUGCCGCGCCCACAGGUGCUGUUUUAAUGGACUGUGACGUGGACCUUACCCUCUCCUUCUGGAACUGGGAGAAGGGAGACUUGGUUCUUUAAAUUCCUCAGGGUUGGACUUUAUUUUUUACCGGGGGCUAUGCCGCCCUUUCAAGGUUUUUCAAUAGUAGGUGUUUGCGUUUCCAACCUCGGAGAAUUCCAGGCACUCCCCUUCCCCCUCCAGUGACAUACUUGUGCAAGCGGUCAUCGUUGCGUCAUGGGGCAGAAGUGGGGAGCUUCCUGUUGCCAUGCGUGGGUGUGAGGCCUGGGAGGAGGAUCUGGGGUGUGGACCGCCCUGGGGAACGGGAGGAGGGCGGCCUGAGUCACUUGGCCUCCGUGUGCUGCGGGUUAUUGUCCCUUGCCCCUAUGCCUUCGAGGGCGGAGGGCUGAUCUAAUUUCAGGUUAAAAAUUUUCUCCUCUGGUGUGUUAGAGGUGGGAAUAUGUUCAGUCUCAAGCUUGACCUUCCCUCAGACACAACCCAAAUGUUCCUGGACUGAAUCACAAAAAUGGGGGGAGGGGGUGCUCCGAGCGCUGUAAGGCUGAGCCGGGAUCAGUUGCUGGUGAGACUGGGCCAGUUUUGGGGAGGGGGGGAUUCCUACCAGGGCGUUCUGAGGUUCUGUUUACCUUUACUGUGGUGGAUUUUAACUCCAUCUAUCUGGCCUUUUGCUAGAAACGCCAGGUAGGAAAAAAUAAAGACCAUUGAAAUAAAAAGUC
Sus scrofa (pig) is the source of this 2854-nucleotide messenger RNA. RefSeq names its product immediate early response 2 (gene IER2). The record is from RefSeq and is a predicted model, not a curated record. Lineage: Eukaryota; Metazoa; Chordata; Mammalia; Artiodactyla; Suidae.